This is a messenger RNA of Juglans microcarpa x Juglans regia, 2587 nucleotides long. RefSeq names its product far upstream element-binding protein 2-like. Bases 129 to 2417 code for a protein of 762 amino acids. The record is from RefSeq and is a predicted model, not a curated record. The transcript has 7 exons. Gene Ontology annotation, cellular component: cytoplasm. Gene Ontology annotation, biological process: regulation of gene expression. Lineage: Eukaryota; Viridiplantae; Streptophyta; Magnoliopsida; Fagales; Juglandaceae. Gene Ontology annotation, molecular function: mRNA binding.
UCUCCACCCUCAGCCACUAACCACACCUUCUCUCUGUUCGUCAUCUCAGUGAUCUCAGAUUCUCGCUGCCACGAACUACAGAACCCCGGUUCUCGAUUUGGUGAUAGUUCGGAGCUUCCGUGAACUCUAUGGCCGAGGAAGAGGUUGUAGCAGCUGAGGUGAGCCCCGCUGCGCCGUCGGAUCACAAGCGCAAGCUCGAGGACUCGGAGCCCCAAGCCCCUGAACCCACCAAGCCGAGCGCCGACCACGUAACCGAUCUGAAUGCGGACCCUGAUGAUGAUGCACCGGCCGAAGAAGUUGACGUCUCUGACCCCUUAGAUGGACCCGAGGUGAAGCGAGCCCGCAUCGAUGACAAACCCGACGACUCAGCUAAUGAAAAUGGGCACCAAGAGAAAGAAGAGAAAGAUGAUGGGCCCAUUGGAGAGAACAAUGAACAACUUACUGUGGAGGGUUUCCAGUUAGGAGAGGCUCAAAAUCCCAUGGAAGAAGUUCCACAGACAGUGGCUGACGGCAAUGAAGGAUCCUCGGUGGAAAAUCCUGAGACAGGUGACAUUCAACAGCCAUCUGUUGAGGAUUCUUUGAUAGAGACUGCUCAGGAACCAACUAAAGAGGAAAAUCAGCAACCCUCUACAGAGUUUUCAUCUAAAGAGGAAAAUCAGCAACCCUCCACAGAAGUUUCUCAGCAAGAAGAUGUUUCUCAAACUAUGACGCGGAAAAUGGAGGUGCCUAACAACAAGGUUGGCGUUCUUAUUGGCAAGGCUGGGGAUACCAUUCGCUACUUACAGUACAAUUCAGGAGCAAAGAUUCAAAUCACAAGGGAUGCUGAUGCUGAGCCUUAUUCUGCAACAAGGCCUGUGGAAAUAAUAGGAAGCUUGGAGAAUAUAAAUAAGGCCGAGAAGCUUAUAAAUGCUGUCAUUGCAGAGGCUGAAGCCGGGGGCUCUCCUUCCCUUAUAGCCAAGGGUCUCACUACAGCACAGGCUGCUGCAGCUUCUGAACAAAUCCAGAUACAAGUUCCAAAUGAGAAGGUUGGUUUAAUAAUAGGCAAGGGUGGGGAGACCAUUAAAGGUCUGCAGACCAGGACAGGAGCACGCAUCCAGGUAUUGAUACCGCAACACCUUCCAGAAGAAGAUGAAUCUAAAGAAAGGACUGUACGAGUGACUGGUGACAAGAAGCAAAUUGAAAUGGCCAGAGAGUUGAUAAAGGAAGUCAUGAAUCAGCCUGUGAGGCCUUCAUCUUUCUCCGGGGGUUUUAACCAGCAGGCCUAUCGACCCCGUGGAUCUGUUGGUCCAACUCAGUGGGGUCCUCGCCCUUCAGCAUAUGAUUAUCAGCAUCGUGGAUCAUAUCCGCCUCAUAAUUCACAUUACCCACCUCCAGCAUAUGGGAAUUAUCCUCAACAAAUGGGUCCAAGAGGUGGCCAUGUUGCUGGUUGGGAGCAAAGGCAUCCUAGCAUGCGGGGUCCACCCCCACAUAAUGGUGGUUACGAUUACUAUGGUGGACAAGGAGGGCAUUUAUCUGAUGCCUCAGUCUCUGCCCAACCUUCACAUGCUGGCCGUUCUGCUGCUGCUAUGGGUUCAGUUCCGUCCCAUGCAAAUUAUAACUAUGGACAGCCACAGGGUCCGGAUUAUGGACAUUCUGGGCAUGGAUACGAUGAUCCAAGAUAUGAAAAUCAUGCUCCAACACAGCAUCCCUAUGGAGGACAUGGAAGUUCUCAGCCAGUUUAUCCACAGGUAGGCACUCAACUAGGUUAUGCUGCACAACAGCAGUAUGGUAAACCACAAUCAUAUGGCGUGCAAUCACAGGGACCUACUCCCCAGCCGUAUGGUCCUCCCAGGGCUGCUCAACCAGGGGACAUGCCUUAUCAAGGUUCUGCUCCUGCCCAAUUAUAUGGAUCAAAUGCACCCCCUCAACAGCCUUAUCCUUAUGCAUCCAGCGCUCAGGUGCAGCAAACAUAUCCUCCAUAUGGUUCCACACCAGCUGCUGAUGGGUAUAGUCAGCUGCCACCGGCAUCUGGUCCUGUUUAUCCACAGCAGGGAGUGCAGCAAGGUUAUGGUCAGCCUGCUGCACAGCAAGUACCAGGCUAUGCACAAGUGGCUCCUGGUGGGGGUUACGGAUCAUAUGCACCCUCGCAACAAGGUUACCCUGAACAGCCAGCUGCUAACAAUGUAGCUUAUGGUUACCAAGGGCCUCAAGAUCCUGCUGCAUACAGUGGUGGUCCUUCAGCAGCGUAUGGUGGGCAGCCUGGCUAUACGCAAUCGGCACCGACUCAACUAAGUUAUGAUCAGUCUAUCCCACAAUCAGGUGGUUAUGGGGUUGUACCAUCAAGUGCUCCGGCGUCAGCUGCUUAUGGGAAAACUUUGUCACCCCAGCCCGGUUAUGCUCAGUAUGACUCAACGCAAACAUAUGGUGCACCUCGCUGAUCAAGGUAGUGUUUCAUUGAGUUUGGAUGCCGCAUAUUGUAUUAGAUCUCGAAGUAUUAGUUUGUUCAUUUAGGCCUUUCUGACUGUUGAUGGAACUUCGGGCACUGUUUUUCUGAUGUAAUCGUAAUAUUUGCUUGAACUGUGAACUUAACAAAGAAUUGUUAGAAUCU